Molecule: messenger RNA, 354 nt
Organism: Peronospora belbahrii
Lineage: Eukaryota; Oomycota; Peronosporomycetes; Peronosporales; Peronosporaceae
Source: the annotation of a GenBank genome assembly
AUGGAGACCUUCUACGACACACUGGGGCUUAUAGGCUCCUUCCUCGUGUCAGCAGCUCUUGUGCCACAGAUCAUCAAGGUGUAUCGCUCCAAGAACGCAAAAAGCAUUAGCAAGACUUUCCAGUCUGUCUUCGUUAUUGGCAUCGCGUGCAUUACCGCCUACGGUAUGGGCAAGGGUCUCUGGCCCAUUUGGAUCCCAUCAAGUCUCGAAUUACUUGGCAGUAUUGUCCUGCUCAUCAUGAAGCACUACUAUGACCGGUGCGAUACGACGUGCGUCAAGAGUGAACGAGAUGAGGCGUUUACGGAAGUUGCAACGGAGGAUGCCGUGCGUAGCUCUUCAUUUACGACAUACUAG